Sinocyclocheilus grahami is the source of this 2791-nucleotide messenger RNA. It is a transcript of the gene pank1a, whose product is annotated as pantothenate kinase 1a. The transcript has 8 exons. Gene Ontology annotation, molecular function: pantothenate kinase activity; ATP binding. Gene Ontology annotation, biological process: coenzyme A biosynthetic process. NCBI's taxonomy places the organism in Eukaryota, Metazoa, Chordata, Actinopteri, Cypriniformes, Cyprinidae. The record is from RefSeq and is a predicted model, not a curated record. Gene Ontology annotation, cellular component: nucleus; cytosol. The coding region runs from base 854 to 1930 and encodes 358 amino acids.
UAAGAGUCAUUUGUCCGGGAAUCGAACUACACUGGACGCACAGUAUGUAUUUGAUUCACUAAAAAGAACCGACUCAUAAGAGUCUUUGGUUCGGAAAUCGGACUGUACCGGUCUCGCUGUAGUGUUUCUCACUGUGGAUUCGGUAGCAGUGUCAGUGAAUAGUAUUGCAGGAAACCCUGUCAGAUUGCGGCGCUCCGUUCGUUUCAGCAAAGGAUGACAUUCCCAUUUUAACGCUUCUCGAACGUUCAGUACAUGAAAAUUAUUCGGGUCUGGCAUUUAAAGAAAUGCUUCUCAGUUCCCAAUCCUAGUACAAACUGACAUUAUCUCAAUGCUGUCUCUGACCUGUCUUCCGAAGAGUGUCUUUUGUUUUGAGGAAACCUUUGAGACUGUUCUUCUCGCUCUCUGAUUGGUCGUUGUGAAGUCAGGAGGUGUGCUGAAAACACUCCUGAUGGAAAGGCUCGACGCGUUUCGACCAAUCAGCUCUUGACUUUGGUCUUCGCGUGGCUGCUUUAAAGGGCUUGACAGAAACCCCUCCACCCUACACUAUGCAGAAUUCUCCGUUUUUAUUCACUUUUUCGAAGCGACGCUAAGAAUUCAACUUUGAAAGUGUAGUUAUAAUGCCAUUACAAAGCAAACUAAACUAUUAAUUGCGUUUUGCCUGUGGGCUCCCCUGCUGUUUGGGCUUUUUUGUUUGCACCUGAAUAUAUUAGGACUGCCAGCAGGAUGAAGUUGAAGUGUUCAAGGAAGCCAGGAAAGCCACCAUCUGUAACGUAAGAUAACUAAGAUGCUUCAGGGAGACAGGAAGGACAGCUGAUCGUCCUGCACUGCCAAACCACCUUUUCCAUGGUUUGGGAUGGAUAUCGGUGGUACUUUAGUAAAGCUUGUUUACUUUGAGCCAAAAGACAUCACUGCAGAAGAGGAGCUGGAAGAGGUGGAGAAUCUGAAGAGCAUACGCAGGUACCUCACCUCCAACACGGCCUAUGGCAAAACUGGUGUCCGUGAUGUACACCUGGAGCUACGCAACCUGACAAUCUGCGGUCGUACAGGGAACCUUCACUUCAUCCGCUUCCCCACCGCUGCCAUGCACAGUUUCAUCCAGAUGGGCAGAGAUAAGCACUUCUCCAGCCUACAUACCACACUGUGCGCCACUGGUGGUGGGGCAUACAAGUUUGAGAACGACUUCAGAACGAUGGCAGACCUAGAGCUGCUGAAGUUGGAUGAGCUGGACUGUCUGAUCCAGGGGCUGCUGUACAUAGACUCGGUCGGUUUUAACGGUCAUCCUGAGUGCUAUUACUUUGAGAACCCCUCCGACACACAGAACUGCAUCAAGAGACCCUGUUGUCUUGACAACCUUUUUCCCAUGUUGCUGGUCAACAUUGGCUCGGGCGUCAGCAUUCUGGCAGUGUACACCAAGGACAACUACAAACGAGUGACAGGCACCAGUCUUGGUGGAGGGACGUUUUUGGGGCUUUGCUGCCUGUUAACGGGUUGUGAGACUUUUGAAGAGGCCCUUGAAAUGGCCAGCAAAGGGGACAGCACCAAUGUGGACAAACUGGUGAAGGACAUCUAUGGAGGAGACUACCAGCGCUUUGGCCUACAAGGGUCUGCAGUGGCUUCAAGCUUUGGUCACAUGAUGAGCAAAGAGAAGAGGGACAGUAUUUCUAAAGAGGAUCUGGCCCGAGCCACACUCGUCACUAUCACCAACAACAUUGGCUCCAUUGCACGCAUGUGUGCAGUUAAUGAGAAGAUCGAACGGGUUGUUUUUGUGGGGAACUUUCUGCGUAUAAACACAGUGUCGACAAAGCUUCUUGCCUAUGCUAUGGACUUCUGGUCCAAGGGCCAGCUGAGGGCCCUUUUCCUGGAACAUGAGGGAUACUUUGGAGCCGUCGGUGCUUUUCUAGAACUGCUGAAGUCGUCUGAUGACGCAUAAAGGAAAUCAUCAUCUCUGAUGAUCCAGAAGCUGCUUUAAGACUUCCACGCAGAAGCGCCAACAGGAAAACUGGAACACUGGGAAAUUUAAAAGAAGCCAUUAUAGUAACUAACCUGUAAAUAACCCUUGAAAUAAAAUUCUAAACAAUAUUUUAUGAGUAACUUAGUCUCCCUCAGACUUCCAACUCGAACGGAACCUUAUUGUUCAUUUGUUUUCCUUUUAUACUGUUUUUAAAUAUCAUUGUGUAGUGAACAGGGAGAGUUUAUAUGAUGGCCAAAACCUGCUGUGUUAAAGUUUUGCUAUCCUUGACCUGCCACCAGGUGAAAGUGUCUUUCUGUUUCUAGGCCUGGUUAAAUAAUGGAGUUUUUUGUGUUAAACUGCUGUUCAAACACAUUGUUGGAGUUGAUUUUUAAGCCUCAGGUGCUGUGUUAAAUGUGUGCCGACUCACUUUUUCGCCUUGCCUUUUCCCAUUCUUUUUCCUAUCUAAACCAAAGCUACUUCAAUCAUCUUUUUCUGAAUGCACACAGUUAUAUGCAUAUACCUCCUCUUUGGUAGCUUUCCUCUUAUCUGUAAUGGUACUAAGAGUACUUGAAGAAGUCGUGUGAUGACAAAACAAAGUCAGUAUGACAGCAGUUACCCACAACCCCCCAUUCCUCAGUAUUCAAAUGUUUAGACAGUUUUAAGACUCAGCCGUUGUGUUUCCAUUGUAGUGCCAAAGUGAGAUUGGGGAGGAGUCAAACCAGACAGCCUGCCAGUGCAAGCAUUCCUGCUUUGCCAGGCCAUGUACCACAUUACUUCUCCUAAAAGUUGCCUAGCAUUAGAGUAUUUCUAAGAUGAAGUUCAAUAUCAUAUGUCAUUAAA